AUAUGUAGCCCUGACAUGCCCCCAAAGAGCGUUCAGCAGAUAUCUAAACUGUUGCAAUGUAUCAUUAAACCGUUUACAAAGCGCUGAGUUCUGCUGAACGUAGCCAUUAGAUGUUUACGUGUAGCAAUCGGAUUUCCAAUCAGAUUGAUAUAAUCGCAGUAAUGUAAAUUGUCUAGAGAGAAAGUUCCCUAGGCUAAUCGGAGGUUUGUUCUUUUCAACUGAACUAGUGCUGCACUAGAACUGUACUUGCAUUAAGUAAUGCAUCUCAAUUGCCCGCAGAACCUAUCUGAGAUAGGGUGUAUAUCAGUUGGACACGGGGCAAUUGGACACAGUCCAAUCACAAGUCGCUGUUCCAAGGGACCCUACAAAUGUCUCUAAUCACACGGUGCUGUGAUUGGCUGUGUCCAAAUGCACCGUGUCCAAGUGCACCGCUCCCUCUGAGAUAUUGUCACCUUCAUUCCUUUUAAUUUCUGCAAUAUUCAUCUCUUCCAUCUUCAUAGAUCUGUUCUUUUCACCUGAACUACUUGCACAGAUACAGUAACUUUUACCCUUGCACUGCACUGCACUGCUUGCACUAGCUCCAGACUCAGUGCAAGCAGUUCAGUGAACUGUUGCACUAAGUUCUACUGCACCGUUGGAAAGAACAGUAACCUCUGACAAACUUCUACUAGAAAGAACGCACCAGUGUACACUUCUUGAAUUAGUGCAAGUUCAGCUGGAAAGAACAAACCUCGGAUUACCAAAUCGCGUCCGUGAAGGACGGAUCGGAUUAACGGAUGCAGAGGAACGUUGCGUACAUACUUAUGUCUCUUAAGAAAUAAAUAUUAAGAAGUAAAUAGAAAAACUUGAUUACAAGAAAGCAAAAGAGGCUACAAAUAAUUGCAAACCUGAUUACAAGAAAACAAAAACUUCUUUAAGAAAAGAUAACCAUGGAAGAAACUCAAAAAUAUGAUUUUCAAGAUGCAUUUAUUAAUAUACUGGACGAUGAUUGCUUAAUACAUAUUUUUCAAUUUUUACCAAUUGUUGACAAAAUCCGUAUAGAAAGAGUGUGCAAACGUUGGAGAAUAUUAAGUCUAGAUUCUUGGUAUACAAUGAAGAAAAUAGAUACCUCAUUCCUAUUAGAAGGCUUUCCAACACAUCAUCGAAUCACUGAAUUUAUACUGAAGAAAGUGAUGAAAACGUUAUCAAGAAAUGGCAGAUUUAUAACAGAAUUACAUCUGUCCUGUCCAGCAACAAUGUUUCCAUCUGAUGUAGCUCAGUUUAACAGAAAACUAUUCGAUAUAGUCAUGAAAUAUUGUUCCAAUCUUACUAAUAUUAAUGUUUCUAUGAUAACAAUUAAUAAAAAGGACAAACAAUUAUUAGGCAGAUAUAAAAACAUAACUAGGCUUACUUUGGGAACGUUUUACAACUUAGAUAAACAAGAAACAUUUUUCCAAGAAUAUCCACAGCUCAACUAUUUGCAAAUACUUUCUAAUUUUGACUUUGUGGGUAAGUGUUUACCAUACUUGCCAGCCCAGACAAUGCGCACUCUUAUAUUAUGUGACUGCCCGAGGAUUAAUGAAAUUACAUUUUCCAUGGGAUUGGCAAAACUCGAAAAUUUAGAACAUCUUUAUAUAAGUUAUUUCAAAUUUGGUAGAAAAACUAUGGAAACUAUCAGCAAUUAUUGCAAAAAGCUAAAAAUAUUACAAAUUUCCAAGCGCAAGAUUUGUACAACCAGCUUUCUACAAGAUAUGGCUGCGUUACAAUUUACUAACCUUAUUAACUUGCAGAAACUAAAAAUGAAAAACUUUCCAUUUUCACCCCAACAUUUCGUUGAGAUAACAAUGAAUUGUCAACAGAUUACUUCUCUAGAUAUUUCUGGUAGCUCUUGUGAUGAUAUUUCACUAAAAAUUAUUGCAACAUUACCAAAAUUAGAAUAUUUAAACAUUAGUUAUGUGUGUGGAAUUACCGAUUAUGGUUUGAAAAAUCUAAAGAACCUAAAAGGAUUGAGAUGUAAAAAAUGUAGAAACAUAACAGAUAAUGGGAUAUACGAAAUUCUUAAUUUUUCACCUCAAUUACAACUACUAGAUCUUACCUAUUGCAGCAGGAUUACAAACAAUAUUUACGAAGUUGCUAAAGUAAUUCAUGAUGAUAAACCUGGUAAAAUGGUACUAAAAAUCUAUAAUUUCGGAACACAAAUUUUUUUAACAGAUAAACAUAAGGUGCAUCCGACAGUACAACUAAUCAAUAUUGUAGAACAAUUGCAGCAAUACACACGUCAAAGAAUGAGACAAAGAAUUUCAAAACGCAAUGUGGAUUUGAUAUGCACUAGAGAGAACAGAUAAGAAUGAGAGAGGCCAUCUUGGUAAUUAUCGGAGUCGCAACGAAUUAUUAUUUGAUAGACUUAGGGUGCUUUCCAAUUGCUUAACACAUCUUGACAACACGUACACAACAAGUUUACAUCACAUAUUAUCUAAAAUAUCUUGUAACAUAAUAUGCAACCAAUAAAUUGAUUUUGUGUAACACAGUGUACGCAACUGGAAAGCACCCUUACAAAAACAUCUGUAACGCCGCCAAGUCCAAACAAUAGCUAUUACGUAAACUAUCACAUACUUUGUGAUUUCUAUUUUACCAUGUAAAAGUUAUUUUGCGUGUGAAUCCGUAAUCAUAAGUUUGAAGCAGAUGUUGACAGACGUUUUGCUGUAGACUUAAGUUAGCGGCUAGCACUCCAUAAUUAUAUAAGGUUUGUUCGAGUUACUUGUACUAUUCACACUUUUACACCUAAUGCCCGUUGCACACUAGUGCACCUCAUACAACACAAAUUUUCCAAAAUACGUUCUGAAGAUACUUUUAGGACGGAGGGAUGUCAUCAGAAUA
This is a messenger RNA of Odontomachus brunneus, 2856 nucleotides long. Its product is annotated as F-box/LRR-repeat protein 12-like. Gene Ontology annotation, biological process: SCF-dependent proteasomal ubiquitin-dependent protein catabolic process. The record is from RefSeq and is a predicted model, not a curated record. Gene Ontology annotation, cellular component: SCF ubiquitin ligase complex. The transcript is spliced from 6 exons. Gene Ontology annotation, molecular function: protein binding. NCBI's taxonomy places the organism in Eukaryota, Metazoa, Arthropoda, Insecta, Hymenoptera, Formicidae. The coding region runs from base 930 to 2324 and encodes 464 amino acids.